CUCUCUCUCUCUCUCUCUCUCUCUCUCUCUGCAUUUCCCGUCCCAAAGGCACGAUACGGCCCCUUUACCUCCAAACGGACCUCCGUCCGUUUCCGUCCAAAACGCCGUUUUCCUCCGUGACGUCACGUGACCUCAUUCCCCAAAACGAAGUCACAAAAACCCCAUCCUUUCCUUAAAAUGGCCCUCCACUCGCCACCCCCGACUAACGGCGCCCCGUCAUCUUCUAACGGGCGUUAUAACUCUAACGACGAUGAUGCCAACCGCCCCCCUCGCCUGCCGCGCUGGACCCGCCAGGAGAUCCUUGUCCUCAUCCAAGGGAAGAAGGUCGCCGAGUCCCGCGUCCGUCGUGGCCGUACUGCCUUCGGUCCGACGCCCGCCGAACCGAAGUGGGCGUCCGUCGCGUCGUACUGUAGGCGGCACGGCGUGAACAGGGGGCCCGUGCAGUGCAGGAAGAGAUGGAGCAACCUGUCAGGGGAUUACAAGAAGAUCAAGGAGUGGGAGUCGAGGGUCGGAUUAGAGCCGUCCGAUUCGUUCUGGGCCAUGAGGAAUGAUGUGAGGAGGGAGAAGAAGAUGCCGGGGUUCUUUGAUAGGGAGGUUUACGAUAUCUUGGACGGGGGUGUGGGGCCCACCGUGGAGGGGAAGGCCGGGGAGGAGGCCGAGGAGGAGGAAGGAGAGGAGGUGAUCUUUGACAGCGGGCGGGCUGCGGCAGCCGAUGAUGGGCUGUUUUCGGAUUUCGAGCAGUCAGGGCCGGAGGAAGGGAAGGGGAGUCCGGAGAAGGUGGCAGCAGCAGCAGCAGCGGAGGAUGAGAGUCCGGUGACGGAGGCAGCGCCAAUUUCAGAAAAACAGUACAACCCAUUUGAUCAAGGGCAUUUAGAUGCAGGCAUGGAAAAUGAGAAGCAGCUGGAUGUCGAUCCUGAGAAAGGGUCUGCAUCUCAGGAAGGACGGAAACGGAGGCGGGUGUCACCGGCCUGCGAUGGGGUCCCCAACCUGCAGGACCAGCUGAUUGAAGUCCUGGAGCGGAAUAGCAAAAUGCUGACAACCCAGCUUGAAGCUCAGAAUAUAAAUUGCCAGCUGGAUAGAGACCAGAGGAAAGACCAUGCUGAUGGCUUGAUCGGCGUCCUUAGCAAGCUGGCUGAUGCUCUGGGAAGAAUCGCAGAUAAAUUAUAGCAGGAGUCAAUGAGAAGGAUAAUAGGCCCAUACAAAGGCAUUGUACAGUUGCAUCCUUUCAUGCCGAACCCCAUGAGUCACAGCGGAUGCAGAGGUGUUCGGUGAAUUAAAUUUUAAACAGGUAAUUAAUCUCCCAAGUCAUCAUUUUGGUUGACUUUUACUAUUUGAAAUACACUGUCUACUUACCAUGAGUUCCCACAAGGACACAUCGGUGUGGGCAGCCUAUACCUCUCAUCUGGUAGGACCCACACCGGAUGGGCCAUGACCCAAAUAUUUGUAUGGCUUGAACUGUUGCAGAUAUUCUUUUUCACCAUCCAGUUGCAGAUAGUUUUUCAGAUAAGAUUAUUCAAUCAACAAAGUUUCACGGCUGUGGCCAUCCGCCCUCAGUUUCACCAGAUGAAUGGUCCAGAUCCCUGCAAUGAUGGCCAUGUGCCUGCUUUUUCUUGGAGCCUCCAAUGAGUAGCAUAGUGCACGGUGCAAACAGUCGAAUAAUGUAUAUAGUUCAUAAGUAGAUCUUAAAACCACAGAUAGCUGAGGGUUUAAGGGCAAUAUGUUUUUUGUUCCUCCUUAAAAUCCGUUAUCCGUUUAAGAGUUAUGGUUGGGAAGGUUUAAGAUUACAUAUAAUGUUAGAAAUAAAGAACAAAAAAAGGUUCCAUAUGUUACUCUAUACAUGUUUUAGAGAUUUUUUUUUU
Messenger RNA from Magnolia sinica, 1859 nucleotides. RefSeq names its product trihelix transcription factor ASR3-like. The transcript has 3 exons. Lineage: Eukaryota; Viridiplantae; Streptophyta; Magnoliopsida; Magnoliales; Magnoliaceae. The record is from RefSeq and is a predicted model, not a curated record. The coding region runs from base 178 to 1167 and encodes 329 amino acids.